Capsella rubella is the source of this 1288-nucleotide messenger RNA. RefSeq names its product probable E3 ubiquitin-protein ligase ARI10. Gene Ontology annotation, molecular function: RNA-DNA hybrid ribonuclease activity; ubiquitin conjugating enzyme binding; zinc ion binding. Bases 1 to 1272 code for a protein of 423 amino acids. NCBI's taxonomy places the organism in Eukaryota, Viridiplantae, Streptophyta, Magnoliopsida, Brassicales, Brassicaceae. Gene Ontology annotation, cellular component: cytoplasm; ubiquitin ligase complex. The record is from RefSeq and is a predicted model, not a curated record. Gene Ontology annotation, biological process: positive regulation of proteasomal ubiquitin-dependent protein catabolic process; protein polyubiquitination; ubiquitin-dependent protein catabolic process. The transcript is spliced from 5 exons.
AUGGAAGAAGAUAGAAUCUUGAAAGGUUCAGGAUAUGGUAGAAUCUUCAUAGACAACUCUCAUAACAAAGCUAUAGAGGAAGAAGGCACUCUUGAGCGAGCACAUGACCUAAAACCCUCACCAUCCGAUUCCGACAUGUACAUGCUUUACUUCAAGGGUUUGGUUUGCAAGGAAACGACAGAGUUAUUGGUGGGAUUUGGUGUAGCAAUUUUAGACCAAGACGAGAAUCUCUUGUUUCAGAUGAAGGGACCUCUUCAUGGCUCGGGCAUUACAGAUUUGGAGGCUGAGCUUAUAGCAUUGAAGCGCGGUUUAACCGAGGCCGUGAGUAUGGGGAUAAAUCAUCUCUCAAUCUGUUGUGAUCAUGAUCAAAUUUUCGAAUUGGUCAUGGGAAGAUCUGCACCAGAGGUAAAUAAUAUAGCCUUGUUAGUGGAUGAUGUGCAACGCAUCAGACAACAACUUAAGUCUGUCAUACCUGUUUUGGUGACUGACCAGAAUCAUCAAGCCAGUUUUGUUACUAAACUUGCAAUGGAAGCAAUAGAUUAUGAAAUCAGCAUACGUAGGUCUAUGACUUGCAGCAUCUGUUUCAAUAACAAUUUCAAAGCUGAGGAUAUAUUUUCAAGUUUCUUAUGCAGUCAUCGGUUCUGCAAGAAAUGUGUUAAACGAUAUAUAGAAGUUAAGCUACUCGAAGGAGGUGUACCGCGAUGUCCUUAUUAUCAAUGCGAGUCUAUGCUAACUCUUAGUAGUUGUGCGAGUCUUGUGAUCACACCAAGACUACAAGAGAUGUGGGAAGAAAGGAUCAAAGAGGAAUCAGUCCCUAUGGCGGAUAGAGUUUACUGUCCGAACACUAACUGCUCGAGUUUAAUGUCGAAAACCGAGCUUUCUAAAUCUAUCAAACAAGGUUGUGUCAAAUGUACUAUGCCAUUUUGCAUCAAUUGCAAAGUUCCAUGGCACGAUAACAUGUCAUGCAACGAGUACAAGAGAUUAAUGGGUACGAAUCUUACAACAGAAGAUAAAAAACUAAAUCUUCUAGCAAAUCGGAUGAUGUGGCGUCAAUGUGGAAAAUGCAAACACAUGAUCGAACGUUCAGAAGGAUGCAUCCAUGUAACAUGCAGAUGUGGUUACUCGUUUUGCUAUACAUGUGGAGCUGAAUGGACAACAAGAAGAGGUUGCUCUCAUAAAGAAGAGAUGGAUGGAGAUUUGUGUUGUGAUGCAAUUAUGUGCGUUUUAAUUGUCGCUAUAGUUAUUUCUCUCAUUGUGCGUUAUGUACAUUGAUCAAAUAAACCGGUUU